AUGUCGCAGUUGUCGGGUGAGCACCGCGCGUUCGCUAUCGAAGCGUUUUUGAAAGGUGGAGAAUCGUAUGUCGGGGCUCGAAGACAGUUUUGUUCUCACUACAAUAUCAGACGUUUACGCGAUGGACCAAGCGAAAAUUUGAUUCGUAAAUGGGUUAUCAAGUUUCGAGCUACCGGUUCCGCUAUAAAUCAAUCGCGUCCGGGCACAAGCAGAACUUCAAGAACGGAAGAAACAAUAAACGAAGUUGCAGCUAGCGUUCGACGCAAAAGAGCGGCGGCUUUAAACGUCACCAAAUCAACCGUAGAGCGGAUUUUAAAACGUGAUUUCAAAUUCCAUCCCUAUAAAAUACAGAUAGUGCAGGAAAUAAAUGAAAAUGACUACAAUUUACAUAAAAGUUUUUGCCAGACAAUCAUUGAGAGAUUUCAAUACUUUGAAUACUGUGUUUUGGAGUGAUGAAGCACAUUUCCAUUUGAAUGGAUAUGUUAACAAACAAAAUUGUCACUUUUGGUCAAAAGUCAAUCCCAGACAAAAACAUCAAAGACCGCUGCAUAGCCCAAAAGUGACAGUGUGGUAUGCUCUUUCGGUCAAUGGAAUAAUCGGGCCGUAUUUUUUUUAAAUGCGACAGGUGCUGCGAUAACCGUUUCUAGUGAGGCUUAUCGGCAAAUGAUAGCCAAUUAUUUUAUACCCCAACUUCGAGAGCAUCCAGCCUACAGCUCAAGAACGUGGUUUCAGCAGGAUGGAGCCACUUGCCACACUGCAAGAGCCACUAUGGACCAAAUUCGUAAAUUGUUUCCUCAAAAAUUGAUAUCCCGCUUUGGUGAUAUUGCGUGGCCUCCGCGAUUACCAGAUUUGACCCCAUGGACUUUUUCCUAUGGGGGUACCUUAAGAGUAAAAUUUACGUCAAUACCCCGAGGAAUAUCGCUGAGCUAA
Molecule: messenger RNA, 930 nt
Organism: Spodoptera littoralis (African cotton leafworm)
Lineage: Eukaryota; Metazoa; Arthropoda; Insecta; Lepidoptera; Noctuidae
Source: the annotation of a GenBank genome assembly